CGAGCAGCUGCUGCUGAGUGAGUUCCGGACUCAGUGCUAAAAAUAUCCCAUGACCCAGACAGGAAGGGCCACCGGGGACACAGCUGCUCCUGGGGGCACUGGCUGGAGCUGUGGUGAGACCCACCCACAGCAGUUGGGGGCGUGGUCCAUGUGCUGGGAAGGGGUGGGCACUGAGCUCACAGCCCCUGAGGAAAGGCCCAGCGAGGGGUGCCACAUGUUAUCCACAGGAAGACACAGCGCCUCCAGCACUCACCUUGUUUCUGCUUCUUGCCAGCUGUUACCACGGGCACGUGCUGCCUUCGGAAUAAAAUACAUCUAAAAAUUGAGUGUGGGGGGCCCUAACAGAAGCCCGGGCGCGCUGCACCUCGGAUGAGGAUUGGCCGAAGACAGGAAGGCGGGGUUUGGAGGCAGGUUAAGAGCGCUCGGCGGUCGGACCGCGAGUUCCUGAGAAGGUUCAAUGGCGUGGCAGGGGAUGGCGACCGAAUUCCUGCAGGUGCCGGCGGUGACGCGGACCUACACCGCAGCCUGCGUCCUCACCACCGCCGCCGUGCAGCUGGAGCUCCUCAGCCCCUUCCAGCUCUACUUCAAUCCGCACCUCGUGUUCCGGAAGUUCCAGGUCUGGAGGCUCGUCACCAACUUCCUCUUCUUCGGGCCCCUGGGAUUCAGCUUCUUCUUCAACAUGCUCUUCGUGUUUCGCUACUGCCGUCUGCUGGAGGAGGGUUCCUUCCGCGGCCGCACGGCCGACUUCGUCUUCAUGUUUCUCUUCGGGGGUGUCCUUAUGAUCCUGCUGGGGCUCCUGGGCAGCCUCUUCUUCCUGGGCCAGGCCCUCACAGCUAUGCUGGUAUACGUAUGGAGCCGCCGCAGCCCCCGGGUGAGGGUCAACUUCUUCGGCCUCCUCACUUUCCAGGCGCCAUUCCUGCCCUGGGCGCUCAUGGGCUUCUCAAUGCUGCUGGGCAACUCAAUCCUCGUGGACCUCCUGGGGAUUGUUGUGGGCCACAUCUACUACUUCCUGGAGGAUGUCUUCCCCAACCAGCCUGGUGGCAAGAGGCUGCUGCUGACCCCUGGCUUCCUGAAGCUGCUACUGGAUGCCCCAGAGGAGGACCCCAAUUACCUGCCCCUCCCCGAGGAGCAGCCAGGACCCCUGCAGCAGUGACCCCACCCAAGGCCAGGGCCAGCCCCAGGGGCCCAUCUUCGCAGCCUCCGGCAGGCCUGCAUUCCCCCCGCAACCCCGGCUUGUAGCACAGCUACCUGUCCUGGAGGCUGGGCCAUGCCCAGGGCACACCCGAAUAAACAAUGACCUGCAUCCUCCUCACAGACAGCACUGGCCCUCCUGCCUCAGCCGGCCACACAUAUCCAUGCAGGGUAGGUGCUGCUGGCCUUGACCAAGGGCCACCAAGCCUGACCUGCUCUCUCAGACCAAGAGCAGGUGGUAGGAUGGGAGGCCCAGAGAGGGUCCAGAACCUACCCACAAUUGCCCAGCAGAGCUUUGAGCUCUCAUCCCCACCCUGACUGUGCCUCAAUUCAGCCUUCAGUGAGGGGUGUAAGAUCUUGGUGGCGGGGCCAGGACUGGGCUAGCCGGUCAUGCUGCGCCCAGUCUGUGGUGGCUGCUAUCCGAGGGGCCCUCAGGCUGACGCCUCCCUAGGCCCCUCCUGUCCCUCACCAGCAACCCACAAGGGGAGCUUUGCCUCAUUUUCCAGCUAAGCAGCUAAAGGACUGGCUAAGUACCCACGGGGCCAGGUGCAGAAAGGGGGCAGGCCCUUUCUGUGACCCCAAAGCCUUAAGUGUCACCUUAGCAGAGUCCAACGGCUGAGGCAGAGACCUCUGGGAAGCUCUGCCCCUGCCAUUUUCAGUUGAGGACGCGGAAGCCUCCUCUGGCCCACAGCUCACUUGCAUCAGAUGACCAGUCCACAUGGUUUAUUCCUGGAUCAUCACCAGCACGAGGGCUCCUCCAGCCACCGGCUGUCGCGUUCACAGAUGACAGAAGUAUUCGCCAUGGAAUUGGACCUUGACGUAGUGAAACCUUUGGAGCAGCAGUGGGCUCUGCGGUGGGCAGGCAGCAUGUGAAGGCCCCUCCCCGGGCCUCUCCCAGGCAGGUGGCCAGCCUGGCCAGUGGGCUGAGGCAGGCAGGGUGUGUCCCACCUACUAGCUGGGGGCUUGGGCCACCUCCUGCUGGCCUGAACACACACCUCAGCAGUGGAGCCCACUUGUCUCCAAAGCCAGCUGGGCCUGGAGCCUUCCUCUGUUCAGGGCCUUCCAGUGAAGCCUAGCUGUCUCCUUGCUUGGGGUCCAGCUAGUUCCACUCCUAGAUGAAGGGCAGUGGCCGGAGUACAAAUUCCUAGGACGUGCUCACGAGGCCCCCCACCACCCCCGCCCCAGCCCAGACGCCAGGCCCAUCUCACCCCACAUCCCACAGCGAGAACGCUCAGAGCUCUGCCCCUGCCCAGUGUGGGGCUUGGUCUGGGUGCCAGGUGCCAUGGGGCCCCAGCCAUGCUCUGGGGAGCAGAGCAGUCCUGACCCUCAGCCCUGCCAGCAACUGAAGGUGCCGGGUCUGGGCCCAUGGUCUUCAGUUAGACUGUAGCUGUGCCUGGAUCACCCUGCAGUGCCUGGCCCAGUAAGGAGGCCCCCAUGUGCCACCCUCCUGGGUCCCACAUCCCAGGCAGAGUGGGGACCCUUCCACAUUACAGAAGAGGAUGCAGAGCUGCAUCACUCUAUGAGUUGGCGCCACGUUGGGUGUACUGCUCCACACUCUUCUGUUACUCCUCACAACCGGUGGGGAGGGAGGGGCUGGCCCGGCCACAGCAUCAGCUGGGGGUGGAGAUGGGCCCCAGUCCACCUGUUAUGUGUGAGGUGCUAGGAGGUGUGGCAAGAGCAGUGCACACCUGCUGGAGCUGAACAGCUGGGCACGGGCACCCGGGCUGGCAACACACCCUCAACAACCGCACAAGACAGGGCCUCUCCAAGGACCAGAGAAGCAUGCUCCUGGCUGGGGGCGGGGCUGUGGCUGAUAGGGCAAGCAGCCCUGCCUGCUGAGCCUCACCACCUUCUCAUACCUCUGGGACUGCAAGGACUUGCCGAGCAUAGGUGGGUGGGAUGCCGGGGCCAAGGGGAAUCAAAACUGCUCUGAGUCACGGGCCUUGCAGGGCUGAGAAUAGAG
Molecule: messenger RNA, 3154 nt
Organism: Physeter macrocephalus (sperm whale)
Lineage: Eukaryota; Metazoa; Chordata; Mammalia; Artiodactyla; Physeteridae
Gene: DERL3
Product: derlin 3
Exons: 8
Coding region: 458-1153 (231 amino acids)
Biological process (GO): endoplasmic reticulum unfolded protein response
Cellular component (GO): Hrd1p ubiquitin ligase ERAD-L complex; endoplasmic reticulum membrane
Molecular function (GO): misfolded protein binding; ubiquitin-specific protease binding
Source: RefSeq, a predicted model, not a curated record